Messenger RNA from Plutella xylostella (diamondback moth), 2339 nucleotides. It is a transcript of the gene Hs3st-B, whose product is annotated as Heparan sulfate 3-O sulfotransferase-B. NCBI's taxonomy places the organism in Eukaryota, Metazoa, Arthropoda, Insecta, Lepidoptera, Plutellidae. Gene Ontology annotation, molecular function: [heparan sulfate]-glucosamine 3-sulfotransferase activity. The record is from RefSeq and is a predicted model, not a curated record.
AUGAAUUUUCUUUAGCUGUGUCCGCGGCUGCGCACUCCGUUCCCCAAUAUGCAAUAUAUUUAUUUCUAUAGAGAUAGAAGUUUACCUGCUUCGAUCAAAGAAAACACUGCAGUCGUACGUAACAUGCACUGAAUACAAAGUUUUAGUAGCGCGAACAAAUAAUCGUUAAAAUGUCUGCAUACAGUCAGCAUUGUCUAUAAACUAAUAAUUCGCUGAUGUAGUGUAAAAAUAUAGUUACUAUUCCAAAUGAAUUCGAAAAAGAGCAAUGAAAUGGAUUCCGGCUUUUUCGAAACGAACUAUGUUUAUAUAUUUCAUAUUAUUGUGUCUAUUAUAUUUAUUGUAUGCUUUGAAUACCUGUUUAGUUGACGAAAGAAAGUUCAACAUCAAGCACAUAUUUCUGAAGCAGCAUAUCUCCACGUACAAGAACACAGCUAUUCGCCUAGCAACACUGCUGGGCUUCGGUGUAAGCUCCGAUGUGAAUAAAUACCGGCGACUGAGGCCGAGCGGAGCGCCGCGCCGUCGGCUGCCUGAUGCCCUCAUCAUAGGAGUCAAGAAGUGUGGGACACGAGCUCUGUUAGAAUUUUUAAGGUUACAUCCCGAUGUGCGGGCUGCAGGAUCCGAGGUGCAUUUCUUUGAUAAGUUCUAUCACAAAGGUUUCGAAUGGUACAGACAACGAAUGCCAGCAACACUCGAAGGGCAACUCACGAUGGAGAAGACCCCCUCGUACUGGGUGACUCGCUCGGCGCCGCGGCGCGUGCACGCCAUGAACCCCGCCGUCCGACUGCUAGCCGUGGUGCGAGACCCAGUGACCAGGGCGGUCAGUGACUACACGCAGUCGGCUAGCAAGCGACCAUCACUCCCGCGCUUCGAGCAGCUAGCGCUAGUCAACAGCACUCACAACUGGUCCAUAGUGGACGCCACGUGGGGCCCCGUCCGGCUGGGGGUGUAUGCGAGACCGUUGCGGCGGUGGCUGAGGCGGUUCCCGAGGAGACGGUUGUUGCUGGUCAGUGGGGAGAGACUGGUGGCUGAUCCCGCUGCCGAGAUGGCUAGGGUUCAGGAAUUCCUGGGCCUGAAGAAAGUGAUAACGGAAAAGCACUUUUAUUUCAACUCCACUAAGGGCUUCCCUUGCUUGCUGAAAUCAGAAACUAGUUCAACACCGCAUUGCCUCGGGAAGACUAAGGGCAGAAGUCACCCACACAUUGACCCUUCAGCUAUUGAACGACUAAGAGAGUUCUACAGACCAUACAAUGAAAGGUUCUACGAAUUAUCCGGGAUUAAUUUUGGAUGGCCUUGAAAUGAGCUUUUAAGUCCUAAGGGAUGUUAUUAAAAUAUUCGGAUUAAGCUACCUAGCUGCUCAAAUUAGAUUAGGUAUAAUAUAAUGUUGCUUCAUUUAGUGACAAUCUAUAUUAUACGAAGCACAAGAAAACAUUUUGAACGAAGCUCUUCCAUUUUCAGCCGUUCAGGGCAAAUUGUUUAGACAUCACACUUUAUCAUGGUACUUACCUAGUUUGAAGCUUGGUAAGCAAUCGAGCGAUAGUCUAUGGUACACCUUAAAGUUCCUAGUAAGUAUUAUUUAUAGAUAGGCAUUGUAAAAACCUACCUUAACCUUAAGCUGAAUAAUUUAUACGAUUAUGACGCGUAAUCUAUGCACACUAGCUAAUUAUUUAACUUCUAGAUAUGUGUUAAUCCUUAAAAUCAUUUUGCAUGCAUACGAAAGGUUAAAUGUAUACCAUUCGUUUUAAACUUUGAUGAUGGCAUCAUCCAACAAGUAUAUUAUAUCCAUGUUUAGAUAAUUCUAAUUUAACUUCACCUCUCUAGUUCUAGUCAUAAGUCAUCGCACAAAUAUACCUACAUUUUAGCUUUAGUUAGGCAUUAUAAGUAUAAGGUCCGGUAGAUAAGGUAAAUUUAAACUGAAAAUGGUUGUGUUAACUAACUCUAGUCAGAAAGGAGUUACAAUUUGCAUUCACUGUACACUGUGUACCUAGGGACUGUUUAUGAUGUAUUUUACGCUAGCUGACAAACAAUUCAAAUUGUUGGGUCAUACGUUUUUGUGAAGAUAAAUUGGUUUAUGGGUUUAUGUUCACUCAGAGCUACUAUCAAACAUAAAGGGAAAACCUAAUUAUAGUUUGCUAAUUUACCAUAGGUAAUUAAGUCACUCGAUGAACUCGACACUAGAGUUACUGUAAUAUUAAAUAGUUUGCACUAAGCCCUCCACUAACACGUGAAAUAAAUAUUGUUAUAUGUAUCUGCAUAAUUAGUAUUAGAACUAACUAUAACGAGCAAGCUUUAAAAUUUACAUACCUAAUCGUAAGAACUUUUAAUAAACGCCUCAGCAUUUA